AACCUUCGCAGUAGUUACGGUUCAGUGGAUCGAUUUUCUUCGCGAAAAGAAAAUUUUGCCGCUACCUUUUUGUGAUGGCAAUUUUCAGAAAACGUUUAAAGAAAAUCUAGUUUUAUGUGCUUUUUGCUUAAAAUUUUGUGGAAAAUACAAUUGAAAAGUGAAAGUAAUCCCCAAUACUUACAAAACUUCGGGCAACCGUGCAGUUAGCUGUACCACGGUGCCCAUGUGAAAAGGUCAUUGUUUGUAUCUGUACAAUUUUGCUGAAGCAUGGCUGGUGGAAAUCAGGCCCGUGUCAUCCAGGUGACCAAUAUCGCACCUCAGGCGACUAAAGAUCAAAUGCAAACCUUAUUUGGCAACAUUGGAAAAAUUGAAGAGAUUCGUUUGUAUCCAACGGUGCGUGAUGUCUCAUGUCCGGUGCAGUCGCGUAUAUGCUAUGUCAAGUAUGCGGAAAGCAGCUGUGUGCCGGUGGCCCAACAUCUCACCAAUACUGUUUUCAUUGAUCGAGCGCUUAUUGUAAUACCUGUUCUGGCAAUUCCAGAAGAAUAUCGUGCAUUGGAGAUGUCUAAAAAUGGCACUAUUGUGCCAGGAUUGCAGAAGCCCGAUUCCAAGUUGCCACCUGAAGUGCUUAACCGCAUUGAAGGGCAAUCACCACAACAGGUUAUCAAAACUUACGAUCCGAAACUGGUGGACAACAAUUUGCCAGAGUAUCCGGCCUUACCGUCAUUCUAUGAUGCCCGUAAAAUUGAGGAAAUUCGCAGAACCAUUAUUGUCUGUGACGUUAAGAAUGAAUGGCGCCUAGACGACUUGAUGGAAUGUUUUCAACGCGCCGGUGAAGUAAAAUAUGCUCGCUGGGCAGAGAAGGAUAACAAGACGUAUUGCAUGAUCGAAUUUUGCGAUCAGCCCAGCAUUAUACAUGCUCUUAAACUGCAAGGACAAGAGUUCAAAGGCGGAUAUCUCAAUGUUUACCAUUCAACUGAUUCAAUUACCAAACCGGAGGCGAAAUCAAACGAGGCAGCUCAGGCAGAAAUCGAAGAGGCAAUGACCAUAGUAAAAGAAGCUCAAAAUAUGAUAUCUGCCGCCAUUGAUCCUGUCAUUGGUAUGCUAGCUAAGGAUAAACGUCGACGCUCUCGCUCACGUUCGAGAUCUCGUGAACGCCGCACUAGUCGUUCACGUUCGCAUCGUUCACGUUCUAGGCGUCGAUCUCGAUCACGCACUCGUAAACGUUCCCGUAGCAAGUCUAAGCGGCGCUCUCGCUCUCAUUCCCGAACUUCGCGCUCACGCAAGCGUUCGCGUUCUAGGAAACGUUCUCGCUCUCGUCGUAAGAGUCGGUCCCGUUCCCGUUCUAAACGGCGAUCGCGCUCCCGGGAUCGUCGUGCGAAACGUUCACGCUCGCGCCAUCGUCGCAGUACAUCAAGAUCCCGUCGGUCACGUUCGCGCACCAAACGCUCUAGAUCACGUGAACGUAAACGUUCGCACCGAGCUCGUGAUGAAAAGCGUUCGCGUUCUUCACGCUCACGUAGUAAGCGUCGUUCUCCAUCUCUAUCUACGAGAUCGCGUACAAGUCGCAGCAAAGACAUUGUCCCGCUUGUAAAGUCAUCUUCAUCUUCUAAACGGCGUUCUCGAACACCCGAUCGAAAGUUGAAGCCCAUUGUAGAAGACAUCGAAGUUAAGAGUACCCGAUCUAGUGUCGAUUCCAAGUCAAGGAAAUCGGUUAGUGUUGAAAAAUCCGAUAAUAUGGAUAUUUCCAAUUCACCAUAAAUUUGCUUCUUUAAUGGUUACACAUUUCAAUCUUAAGGUCAAGAUAACGUUACAUUUUGUGAGAACCAUAUUUUUUUUUGAAUUAUAAUACUUUUACAGUUAAGGUAUGAUUAUU
Molecule: messenger RNA, 1873 nt
Organism: Rhagoletis zephyria (snowberry fruit fly)
Lineage: Eukaryota; Metazoa; Arthropoda; Insecta; Diptera; Tephritidae
Product: probable splicing factor, arginine/serine-rich 7
Cellular component (GO): nucleoplasm
Molecular function (GO): RNA binding
Source: RefSeq, a predicted model, not a curated record